Messenger RNA from Hyaloscypha bicolor E, 1603 nucleotides. RefSeq lists its product as uncharacterized. The transcript is spliced from 2 exons. The record is from RefSeq and is a predicted model, not a curated record. NCBI's taxonomy places the organism in Eukaryota, Fungi, Ascomycota, Leotiomycetes, Helotiales, Hyaloscyphaceae. Bases 51 to 1202 code for a protein of 383 amino acids.
CAGUGCGCACAAGCUCCCGCUCGUUUCAACAACAUCACCUCUCCUUAAGAAUGCCUCCCAACGUGGCAGAGCUCGACAUUGGCCCUCAAAAUCCACCGUACGAGUUCAAACUCGACGAGCAAAACCGCGAAACAAAUGAGCAGAUCUCCGCGACCCAAGAUGUGCGCGAACAGGAACGAUCGUCCCCGAGACCUGGAUCGAUUCACAUCCCGUUUCUAGACCGCCUACGAGCACUACCUGAAGUACGAGAAAUCCCGUGGCGACCAGGGCAGGAGCUACCUCCUGACAGAUCAAUUGAUAGCCCGCGGGUGCAGCAGCGAGGUGCGAUUCUUCUUAGCACGCGAGGCGCUGUCGCUCCUAUCCCAUGCGAACACUGUGCUGCUGGUUAUGGUCGUUUUUCAAGUUGUAUUACAUUGGACCAGUGGUUUCAGGGUGCUUGCUCCGGGUGCAUCUUUACCUCGAAAGGCAACAAAUGUAGUCUCAGGGCCCUCGUCUCAGGAACGGCGGACGGGAGAGCCCUGCGAUACCAUACAGAUAAUCCAGCCAAGCUGCAGUCCUACAUACGCAACGCAGCAGAGAACCCAAAACCUCCGAAGAAACGCAAAAGACGGUCUGCCCCGUCCCAGAUGCAGUCCGCGGCUGAACCUUCCCACACGAGCUCAUUCUCCCAUGUGGCUUCGCCGCAAGCGAUCUCCUCAAGUACAGAUCUGGAUACGUUGUUGCAAGCCGAAAUUGCUCGCGAGCAGUCAUCCGGGCAGCACGAUGUCAUACAUACGGAAAAGAAGCAGUAUAAGCCGCAUAACCCGUCUCAGCCCAAUGUUGCAAAGGUCCGUGGACCUAUCAUAGGCGCUGCCCCCAGUCCUUAUUCCAACGAAGCUCGAAAGUUCAUUCUAGAUGAAUCAAGUCCCCGAGAUCCGGCUACUAUACCGACUGAACGGUCAGUGUUGCCCUGGUCUGCGCAGCAAGCCCUUUCCGAAGAGAAGAAGUCUGUUACUUCUGGGUCUACUACCCUACCAUACCUCUCUGGAUAUAGCAAGACCACCUCAACGCCCAUGAUUGAUACUCUACCCAAGGCAAAGCAGCGUCAAAUCUUCAGUGUUAUAAGUGGACUGCAAGGGGGAAUUGAUCACCUCCAGAAGCAGUUGGAUGCUCUCAAAGCGUUGCUGGGAAUUGACGAUGAGGAUGAGACUGAGCCGCGCUGAUUUCUAAGUCGGGAAUUCUGUUGCUUGGCUUGUGUUACUCCAAAACCGAUACGCGUGCGAAGGCAGUGGUAAGAAUUUAGAGGCGGCAGGCUCCAUUACCAGUUCCUAAUGAAGCAGCUGAUGAAUCUCUCAAUAAUGCUGUGUCUAGCCUUGUAUGGGAGAUCACGCCGUGGGGGAUGGCAUUAUUGCACCAACAUUUUCGUUCCUCUCAAGCUCUGUUAGACCUUGCCACAAAGUUCGUCACCAAUCAAAUCUGAAGUGGCCAUAGCUUUCACGCUCUGCGGAGGGCGUUGCCGGGCUGUGCGAUGGGUUCAUCCGACUUCCUAGCGAAUAGAUCCUUAAUGUUAUUUAUUGCAACCUUGACCAAGGGUUCGUUGCCAACCGGGAAAACUGCCACGUUU